UUCGUUUUUGCUUCAAUACUUCAUGUUGGCACAAAAGAUGUUGGCGUCAAUGUAUGUUCUUAACCAAUUAGAAUCGUGAAAUAAGGUCAUAUGACCUCUUGUUUUGGAGGCAGGUUUUCAAAAGCAAAAAUCUGAAUUCUGAAUUCUGAAUCUAUGUUUAUUAAACUUUCAAACCAUUACUUCUGUGCUUUCAAACCUGAAAUUAAAGGCUAACGCUAACAAGACACCAAGAAGAUGAACGUCGAAUAGUAAGGAACAUUUUUUUAUUUUUGUGCCUGGAUUUUGACCUUGUAAGGGGUCACGUCCAUAUUCAUAUUGCCACGCAUAACGUCGAAUCGACGUUAUGAGUGGGUGGGUGGGUUUAUCUCAAUUCUCUCGACGUUAUCUCGAUAAUCUCGUGGCAAAAUUACAAUUUUGUGAAGAUUUUGAACAAUGUGACUGCCACGCUCGACGUUAUUUAGGGUAGGUGGGUGGGUUUGAGUGUUAUAAACGUCGAUUCGACGUUAUGCAUGGCAACAUGAAUAUGGACGUGACCCCUAAUUCGACUAGAAUAACUCUAGUCGAUUUAAUACAAGGCCAAUCCAAAGGUUGAAUUUUGCACGUGCCGAAUUUAAAAAACAAAUAAAUGAAUAAAAAAGCAAAUUACAGUGUACAUUUCACUUUGUGUAGCUGGAAAUGCGAUAUAAAUACGUGCUAUAUUUCUUUAUUUGGCCAUUUCAAACGUGAAACGUCAAACUUUUGCACGCGUUGAGUGCAAAAAUGUUUUAAAAUUAGCUUCCAAAAGAGCUUAGUUAUUGUGAUAUGCAUUGUUGAAUUACCAUGAACAACCUAAUAUUUUGUAUACUGUAAACCUUUGAAUACUGUAUAAACCCGACCCCCCCCCCCCCUGUGUAUAAUAUAAACCGGUUUUCCACUAGACGGAAUUUUGCGCGCAGAGCGGAAUCUUUCUUUGUCUUUUCUAAUUAGUUCCACCUGAGAAAUCUCAAGAAAAAUAAAAAUUCCGCUCCGCGUGCAAAAUUCCGCCUAGUGGAAAACCGGCUUUAAACACACCUGCCACCAUAUUCAGUGAUGCUCAGGCCCUUAAUUCCGAUUAUAAGCUCCCCCUGAUUAUUGUAAUGAAAAUUAGUAUUUUGGGGGACGGGCAGAAGCUUUGAACUGAGGGUCUAAAAAUAUUCAAAAUUCCCCUCAUUGGUCAUUCCAAACAUCCAUACCUCCCCCAUGGAGGAAAUUGGAUGUUAACCCAAUGGAUGUCCUAAUACACUUACUAUUAUGAGAAACAUUUUUUCUCCCGGCCUCCCCCUCCGGACGGCAGAAAUUUCCUCCGUGGGGGGAGCGUGGAUCUUUUCUGGAACGACCCAUUUUUCAAUUUAGUCUUGUGUACAACGAGAUCUGCUCGACACAGUUAAUUCUUGAGAAAUUCACGAAAAUUGCUCCGGAGUUUACAGAAAGACUACAGUCAAUAUGGAAAGAGAUGGGGAUUAGUGCGAACACACAACAUGACCGCAUCCAAGCAGUCGUCAGCUACAUCCAGGAGCUGUUGUCUGACAUGGUGACAGAUGAAGAAAAUUUAUUGAAAGAAUUAAUCAAAAACACAGAAAGAUAUGAUGAUGAACUAUCCAGUCUCGCUCAAGUUCUUGGGCUUCCUCCAUACGAAGUAGGUGUUCGGGGACUAUUGACAAGUAAAUUUUCUCCAAAUAGUCUAGAUUUUGAUCUAGGCAAGAAGAACAAAAUCCAUCACCACAACUAGAAAGGGCAUGUUAAAAUUAGUAAAAUUGCAAAGUUUGCCCGCGAAAUGUUGUAAAAUGCGGAAAAUAUAUAGCCAUGCGAAAUUUGCAAAUUUUAUGUUCAUUUAAUAAAUUGUUUUACGCGGGGAAAAUGCACCCAGGGCCGUUGCGAAGGGAUAUGGAUUGGGGGGGUGUCGAAGGUCAAAUUGCCGAGUGACGCUAGUUUAAUUUGCCGAGUUUUUCAAAAGUUUGUAAAGGUUAGAUAUAGGUAAUGAGAAGUAAAUGAGUAACUGAGGGACACCAAUAUGGCUCUUGUUUUGAAAUGGAUGCCUGUUCAUGGGUUGUUGCUAAAAAGGAAUCGGGUCACAGCUCAGUGAUGAGCACCGCUAUUUUAUUUUCGUGCGUUUAUUUUCAGAUAGGAGUAUUAUGUUAAUUUACUUAUAUUAAACAUAUAAAGCUGAAAAAAAUUUAAAUUUAAUUAACAUAAUUUAUACUGUGUUUUCAUAAGUCCUAAAUCGAGACUGAAACUAUGUGCACACGGGUCACGUUUUUGAGCGUUUUUGUAGUGGCGUUUUCAAAUUUAGCGUUUAGGCGCCUUGUUCACAUUGAUCGUUUUUCUCGUAACAUUUUCUGACAAAGCACUAGUUUUUUAUAGUCUUUGUUUCCAAAUUCAAACACGGAAUUUCAUUUUCGCCUUCCACUUUUCUGUUUACACAAUAACAAAGUGCCAAUAGGACCAAACGUUUCAGGCAUAGAAAACGAAUUUUUGGCACCGUUUUCACUAUAUUUGAAACGUUUUUGUGCUUCCUAACUUCGUUUUCAUACGUUUUCGUGUGAAUAGAACGUACGUGAAAAUGGUACUUUCAGUUUCAGAAAUUAACGCAUUACAACCAAAACCCGAAAACCGCUGUGAAACGGUACCGUGUGCAUAUAGUCUCAGUAACCAAGUAUCUGCAUGUGAUUGCAUUGAUAUUUUGUUUCAAUAUUUUCAUGGCAAUUUGAUGAAUUUGACCUUUUUUAUCCCCAGGCGCCGAAUAGACAAUUUAUAAUAUUUUUUGUAUUUUGAGCAGUUUUAAAACUCUUAGUGCCGGAUAGUGUUAACUGGGUUUUUGUACGACCCGAUUUUCCAAGAGUUUAAUUUUAUGCGUCUGAAAGCGAGUAAAACGGAUAUGAUCAUAUGCAACCGAUGAUACCGAUCGCUGUAUGCGGUAUGUCUUUCAAAACUGUGGGUUGAUCCUCGAGUUAACAGUAAUUUCGCUAAAGAACUAAAGAAGUCAAGUCCGUUCUUAUCAGUGGCAUGGCUCGUCUUUCUCUUGGUCUUCUUCUCAUGUGCCUGUGGAGUCUUCUUGAGGAUCUUGCGCCUCUGACGACUCAAAAUAUUCUCUUUGGCUUUGACUGCGCUUUGCAGUCUCAAACGGAUUAGCUCGUACGUCUUUAUGUGCUACUCGCACUCGGUUUCCCUUAUGGCAAGUUUGCUCGAGCCUCGAUCUUACGGUAAUCGUCGGGCCGUAUGUUAGAUAACUUUUAUGGUUAAUACGUUUUCCCUUGUGAAAUAAAUAAUAAAGUUUCUAUAGUCGUCAAAAAUCGAAUUACAUUCAAGACACUGAAGUUUUAUUAUUUUUCUUUCGGGUUUUGAACCGCGCAUAAUUAAUAAAGAGCUUCCGCUAUAAGAGCAGUCGAGCGAAGAACAUAUUUUACAUGCGCGGAAACGUGGGUUUCACAUUUCAGCCUCCCGUCGAUUUUCGACAAAUAAAAACUAAUAGUAUUACUAGAAAAUAGAAAUACAUUUAAAUGGUUUUGACAUAAGGCCACACAAACCAUUAUUUUAAAUCCCAAAUUUAUCGCUUUAUUUAUCGCCUUCGUUCUUAACUUUUACAAUUUGCUGAAUGCCGAUUUCGCAAUUUGCCGAACAGUAACGAAGCAAUUUGCCGACUGGGGCCGACUUGCGAAAAUUAUUGGGGGGGGUGAAGCACCCCCCCACACCCCCCCGUUCGCGACGGCCCUGAAUGCACCACAUUUGGUCCGAAAGUGGUGCAUUUUCCCGUGCGUAAUACUAAGGCUGAUUUCCACUGUUGCGUUUUUCGUACGCACGUAAAACUUUGAGUCCUUCUAUUUUUUAAAUAUUUUACAAAUAAGUUAACAAUUGCAUACUAAAAUUUGCGGAACACUAAAUUCUUUUGCUUUAUUUAUUUGGUUAUUUCAUAAUUAACAUUUAAACGGAUUUAAAGUUUUACGUGCGUAUACGUACGUAUGAAAAACGCAACAGUGGAAAUCAGCCUUAAAUAGUAAUUAAUACAAAAUUUGCAAAUUUCGCGCAGGGCUAUAUUAUCCGCAUUUUACAACAUUUCACGGCCAAACUUUGCAAUUUUUCUAAUUUUAACAUGCUCUUUGUAGCUGAUGGCUUUUGUUCUUCCUGCCUAGAUCAAAAUUUAGUCUAGAUAGGCUAUAACUGGAAUAAUCUAUUCGGGAGGGGUUAAGGCUCAAUAUUCGCUAUUACGACAAAUUGGGAAGAUUCACUUCUGUCAUCAAUAUUUAUGCAUCUAUCAUUGUUAGUGGGUGAGGGGGUGUCGCGCAUAUACAAUACUCAAUGGGGCAUUUGAUCGUUUUUUUUCCCCUGCAUGCACACACGGGAAUUUGACCGAUAUUUUUUCUCUCGAGGGUGGGGAUAUUUCAGAAUUGAGCGCCGUCUUGCAUCCUGAGGAAGAGCAUAAUUAUGUGUUGGCACGAACAACUUCUAGCCUUUCAUGAACAAGCUUUCGUUGGUAGGGAUGCAACCACCUGAAAAUAUAAGGAGAAUUUCGACGUUUUGAGCGAUGACCGUUCGUUUCGUGUCAAGAGCCGUGAAAUUUCACAACUCCAGACGAAAGUCCUUCGCCCGAAACGUCGAAAUUCUCCUUAAUAUAUUUUUCAGGUAGUUUCAUCCCUAUCAGCGAAAGCUUGUUCAUAUUAUUGGCACUACCUGCACUGGCUCUGACAGUUCAAGAUUUUAGCCUUCCUCUCUCGCAAAAUUUUGCACUUUGAACAACCUAACCUGUUACAGAUAACAACAGGCAGACAAGUGUGACGUCAGAACACUUCAAAUGAUCGAAUAUUGUUUUGUAUAAUUUUAGAUUGUCCAUAUAGAAAUGAGAUGUAUUCAUCAAAAAUACUUAUAAAUUGCACCUAUACUGUACAUUUUAAUUCAUUACUAUAGGCAAAAGACAAUAUGUCACUUAUUGAGAAGGAAAAAGGCCUUAGAACUAAACUCGAUGCUUUGAAUUUGGUAAGUUGCAUCGAUGUAUUCUCGAACGAAUCCAUCUUAUCAGUCGAGGGUUAUGUACUAUAGCUAGCCUAUUUAAAACAUGAGCAGCAGUGUUUUAUCAGAUAUAAAGAUACUAUAUACAAGGCGAAACCGAGUAUCUUUAUGUCUGAUAAAACACACACUGCGAAUGUUUUAAAUUGCUUCAAAAACGAUCGAUCUAGUAAGUUCAUUGGCGAAGUAAUUUUCAAAAAAUACGUUGUGUAAGUCGAGAAUAUCAAAGUUAAAGUUUAUGUAAGUUUAGGGAAAUCUCUAUAUAACAUAUAAAGAUACAUGUACGACACGCUUAUGAUUUUUCUUUGUGUUUUGCUCAUGAAUUAUUAAUGAGUUUUUGAAGGACAAAACAACCUUCACUAUGCCUAUCUAGGAGAAACACGAAAGAAUGAAAAUGUACAAAAAUCUGCGUGAACAGGAAGAAGCGCUUUGCAAAAGAUUGGCACUACCUCCGCAUGACAUGUCCAUAGGAGAAUUGCCUACCGCCACUCAAGUCAAAGAAAUUGAAGCAAACAUCAACUAUAUGGAGAAGGAAUUGGUAUAUAUAAUGUAAUAUAUUUACAAGAAAUAAAGAGCAAUAAGUAAUGUUUAAUAAACGAGUAGAAGUGUUUUAUCACAUAAAACACCACACGUAGCGGAGUGUUUUAUAUGUGAUAAAACACGAACUACGAGUUUAUUAAACAGCUUCAAAAACGUCUCAGUUAGAUCACAGCAUUGGCGACAUAAUUUUCCAAAAUAACUUUGUAUUAGCUGAGAAAAUACAAGUUGGAAUUUGAAGCGUGUUUUAUCACAUAUAAAGACACGCCACGCUUAUGAUUUCUCUUUGUGUUUUCCUCAUGAAUUAUUAAUGAGUUUUUGAAGCUUCUUUAAGGUUUAAUGACCAGAUGAAAUUAUAUAAUUACAUUUAUUAAAUUUUACGUUAGCACCAUAAUAUAUGUUAAAAUUUUGAUAAUAUUUUGGCAAGCUUUCCAUCUUUCAGCCUGGAUGAAAAUAUAUGUAUGCAACUGAACUUUACUCCAGUUUUUUUUUAAAUUGCACUGCCAUGAUGACAGAAUCGGCUGUUUCGGAAACGUUAAGAAAAUAUUCGACCUCCACCCCUCAUCACUGUUUACAAGAUUAUAAAACUACCCCUAUAUUCACUCCCAGCACAUUUUGAGGAUGCGCGAUAUCCGUGUACUUACCUAUACCUGAGGUACACGCCCAAUAUUACGGACUGGCACUUCUGGGACUGGCACUUCUGCCAGUUCAACCAAGUUUUUUCGACCAAGAUGGGAAGUGUACAUGUAUACAGUGUGUGAGCCAUGCACUAUGUUGUAUCUUAUAUAGGCCCAGGCGAAAAUCCAAUUUCAAUAUGCACGUCAGACUAUCUUAAAAUUAUGGGAGGAAUUGGAGAUAGACAGCACCGAAACUAAAUUUCCUGAGAUUGCAAGCGACAAAGCAGAAGAGACUUUUGUUUUAUCAAAAGUAAAUUUACGACAGUUGAAGGAACAUUUAAAUAAAGUAAGCCUCGGAAUAUUUAUUUACUAUAAGGUGUCCCAGAAAAUACAAGAUCUUCCAGAUUUUCACACAGUCAGCUAAUGAUGAGUGGGCAUCGAGAAUUCAAUUCAGGAGAUGAAUGUCCUUACUGGUAGAACCAAAUGUGAUCGCUUUUUGAGACUGGGCUACCGGAAACGGCUUGACGAGUCAAGCAGGGUCCUGAUUUUCGUAUUUGAAAUGUUACGUAAUAGUGUCAAAUUUGUCUACCUUCACCUCAAGGGCUAUUUUAACAUUGUAAAAUUUUAAAAAAAUUUCUAGCUUGAAAAACAACAAGAAGAAGACCGUCAACAAUGUUUAGAACUAUUAAAGAAGUUGAAAAGCCUGUGGGUGAAAUUAGAAAUCAAUGAAAAAGAUCAGUGUGCGUUUAAAGAAAAUUGUGUUGGUUCCAGACCUUCUGCAAUUCAAAAGGUACUGCAACAGUUGCUAACGAUUUAUCAAGAGGAGUUUUUUGUGUGUUAGGGGCGACAUUCAUACUCAAGUUGAUGUUUUCUUUCAAACCCACCCACCCCACAAAACGUCAACCGUGACAAUUACAGUUUGUUACACUUUCUAUGUGUAAAUAAGGUACAAUGUACUGGUACUAAAAACUACUACUUGAUUCUUCGGGAAAAUAAUUUUCUACAAAAUUGCCCCGAAACGGCGAAACCUUUGCGAAACGAAAGUUUUUCACCAUCAUUUUUUCUCAACUGUGGUCCGUUACGUAAUGGUCCAUCGUUGAGUAGCCAAUCAGAAUGCUGUAUUUUUAAUAGAUCAUGGUUGAGUGUAUACUCAAAAGAGAUAUCCAGUUUAUCUGGGCCUUCCAAAGACGAAAAAUAGAGGGCGUUUUGCACUUCACGCGCAGAACCUUGCAAUGUGGAAACCUUUUGUGGAACAUGGUUUCUCGAAAGCAUUAUAUGGGGAAACAAAACUGCCCUCAACUGGAAGCUUAUAGCCUGUUUUAGGCCUGUACUUUCAAUUUUUAGUUGAAGAGUGAGGUGGACAAGUACGAAAGGAUGAAACUCAAGUACAUGGAAAAAUUUAUUUUAGCUUUGAGGUUUGUCUUCUCUUAAUUUUCAUUAUUAUCAAUUACUAUUUAUUUAAAAGAUUCGUGGUUCCUGUUGGUUAACAGCAAACUGUGAAAUCGUCAUGAUAUCAACUCAAUUGCUGGCCAAAUAUGAAGGUUUGACAUUAAUAUUAGCCUAUGGUAUUUGGGGAUGCAGGAUGUAUAAAAAAGUACAUUACUGUGGUAUGAAAAAUUAUAUCAACGUUAACAGCUGAACAGGGUGGACUUUUGUCGACGCUGCAUAAAAAUAGUGCGGGCUCGUGAGCUUAAUUUUCCCGCAAAUUUAGCUUUUUGUUAUUUUGCUUACAAUUUCUAAGGAUGUUGAAGUUUUCUGCAUUGUGAUUCACUGGUUUUUUGCAUUGUGAUUCACUGGUUUUUGAAAGCAUCGGGGUUUUUUUCUUUGGAACUUGCAGGCUAACUCUUCAACAACCUAAUGACUGUUUUUAAAGCAAAGCAAUUGAAAGAAAAACUUAUAUUUUCAUACGAAGAAGAUGAGUGGCGACAUUUAUGUUGUGCUGUUUUGAGCAGAUGCUUCGAAGAACAUGAUAUGAUCGGACCUUGUAUCUUAAAAGUGUACUUGGAACAGCCGAACAAAGUCGUAAAUUGUGUUACCCGGUGUGUUGGGCAUCAUAAUUCACAGGAAUAGUACACAGUGGCGUUUAAGCUGGCUAUGAAAUAUCGUGAAUACUUCGUCGAGUUCUCUACCGCCAUGUGACCUGUAAUUUAAUGUGGUACGCGUCUUUGAAAGGGCUUUACUUGACUUUAAUCGACGUGGACGUCAUCCUACAUAUCAAACAGGCGGCAACAAGUAACAGUUUUAGGAGCAACCUCGCAGUCACUUUCCGUGGUCUCGGGUGUCCCUCAAGGUUCCAUCCUCGGUCCGAUUCUUUUCUUGAUUUACUCCAAUGAUAUUCUCUCAACUUGCGAAAAGGGGGCAAUGUACGCCGAUGACCUCAAGUGUUACAAACCCAUUGCUUCUUUACAUGAUGCGAAUUCUUUCCAAUCUGAAAUUAACUCGGUAUGCUGUGCAACUCAAAAUUGUCUACUGGAUUUUAAUGAAUCUAAGUGCUCGGUUCUGCGUAUCUCCCGUAAAGUGAAUAGAAUCGAGCACUCUUACCAAAUUAAUGAUUCGGUAUUACCUACGGUCAACAAAAUCAAAGAUCUUGGAGUACACAUUACAUCAAAUCUGGAUUGGACGGAACAUGCGUACAACGUCAGCAAAAAAGGGAACAAAAUGUUGGGAUUACUUAAGCGUUGUACCGUAGCAUUUCAAUGUCGUGAAACAAGACGUUUGCUCUAUCUUACACUUGUAAGAUCUCACUUCUCCUAUGCAAGCCAACUCUGGGCUCCACAAAAGGUCAACCCCAUUCAAGAGAUGGAGAAAGUGCAGAGACGGGCGACUAAGUUUAUUUUAAAUCUUAAUCAUCUUUCAGAAAUGCCUUACCGAGAAAGACUAUUGUCUUUGGAUAUUUUACCUGUAUCCUACUGGCUAGAACUGCAGGAUCUGCUUUUCUUAUUUAAAGUCAUUAAUGGUUUGGUAAUCUUACCUAUAGGCGUCUGUCCUGCAUUUUACGUUGCAGCAAGAUGUACACGCAGCAGUACAGGGAAACGAAGACAGUUAGUUGUAAGGAAAUGUAGAACUACCACUUUCCAAAAUAGUUACUUUGUUAGAGUAGCCAAAUUGUGGAAUAUUCUACCACUCGAACUAACAUUAGAAGAAGAGACAUUCCAAGGUUUUAAAAGUAAACUGAACAAGUAUUAUAGUCCCUAUAAUAGGGCGUCCCGCCCUAAGAACUGUUUAUAACAUUGAUGACUGCAGAACUUGGAAGUCAAUAUGUAUAAAGUGUAGAACAACAAGUUGCACAACAAGAUUCAUUGUUGUUUUUAACAUUUUUUACAUCUCUAACAUUUUAAUAAUAUAAUAGAUAUGUGUAUGUGAUAGUUUGUAACUUGUAUCAGUAUGUAUUGUAACUUCUAUUUUAGUUGGGGGUACAGUAAUUGGGGUAACCUGUUGUACCUUUUCCAUUUUUACCUCUAUAAAGGUUUAAUAAAGUGAUUUAAACAUUAAACGUAAGGUAUAACUUAGGUAAGCCAACAUUUCUUUGUAAUGCAAGCUACAUUUUCAUAUCUUUAAUGUGUGAAUAUUUUUAAUUUUGUAAAAAAAUAAGCGCCAUAUGUUGUUGGAGAAAGUAUCGAGUGCUUCAUAAUAACGCUCAGAUCUUGUAUACAGAUAUUCGUAUUUUAUUCAAAAUCUACCCUUUAUCACCACUUUUUUUAUUAUUUUAUGUUAAAGUAUACAUAAUCCUUGGCUUAAAAACACGAUGAUCUACUCGAGGAAAAUUGGGCAAAGGGGCGAUCUUUGCAGAGGAACUUGACCGUUCGGUGAAAUUGGUAGUUCAAAGGCCCUAUUUUCAUUGUAGUAUUUCGUGGCAAUUUGUUGGCCGAUUUCUAGUUUAUAUUGUAGAACGAAUUCCUAGUGAAUUAAAUUAAUUGUCUAUCCUCUACAGAGUAGUAAUAAGCGCGUCUCCUUUUUGUUGACGGAUGUUGAAUUCAUUUUAGACUCUUGUUCAUAAACAAGGACUACACUACCGAGUACUAAAUCAUUGUUUGCAAAGAAAUGAGCCUAUAUCACCACAAAAAUUCAAGCUUAUUUUUAGAGACAAAUAGUUUCUCCAUGGAUAGAAGUAGUUUUUAUGUAGUGAAAAAUAGGGCAAGUACGAAUUUAAAGAAGGUCAAUUUGCACUUGUAUAUCUCACUUCGAAAAGGAUAUACAUAUUAAAAACAGGUAUAUUUGCACUGCGAAAUUAAACUGCUGCAACAAAGUUUUUAUUUCUACUUUCACGUUCUUAUUCCUAAGCAAACACUUCUAAGUUGGAAAUGCCUAAAAUUGUGAGCGUAGAAACACUAAAGAAACAAGAAAUCGACUUCAUAACACGAGUAGUUUUGGCAAAUUUGAUGUUCGUUUUUAUAAUUCAGUCACGCGAUUAACCCGCGCUCACGUGCACUCCACGCUUACGUUUCUCGCGCAUGCGUAGACGAAAGUCCACCCUGUUUAACAGCUGGGAAAUUUGUUGUCGCUGUGCAGAGAAAUUGCUGGCGCACGCGAUAUUUUACAAAAAUUCGAAAAUUUGAAAAAACAACACCAGUGAAAUUUCAACUUAUGAUUUUGCAUUUUUAAGACGGCGAUCAAGGAAAUUAAAUUGUUGGAAAAACUUCACUAACAUCUCCAGUAUGGAAAGCAUCUACAUUACCAGCAAUUUAAUUGUGGAUUGAUUCAAAAUUCAGGCGAUAAAGUUACAUAGCUAGGAGUUGGCUUUUGUGCUCUUCGAAUAUCAGUUUUCAUUCGCGGAUUACCGCGACUUGUUGGUCUCAUGGGUGCUAAGCUGUGCCAAAAUCGACAUAAACGUAAACUUCUAACCAAGAGCUAUAAAACAAAUAGCUUUUCAAAAAGAUAAACUUUAUUCGGUCAAAAGGAUGAGGGUAAAUAAACAUGCUACUGCGUGAUAGUGAUUUCGAAGCAACUUUGUCACAUAUAUUUUAAAAAGUGUGAUAAUGAAUCAAAUUUUGCUUUUUGCAAUCCCAAAAAGGUAUGAAAAUUAUUUAAAUAUUUAAGGUUUCCGUGUUUAUAAAGUAUUUUUUGAGAAAAGCAAAAAUUUUCCCGAUUAAAAAGCAUAGUUUCUGCAGAAAACUGUUUUCUGAUAGAGAAAAUCCUGAGGGAGGGGGUGUAGAAACGUGCGCGAAUAGCAAAAAAACUUGACGUUUCCUCCAAAAAAUUAAUACCAAAUUUUGUUUUGCCUUUGUUUGAUAUGUAAUUUAAACAAGUUUUUGUACAUCUAAAAAUUGCCCCUAGUGGUCAAAACUUGGAUUAUGUUCGCAGUAUUGGCCAUUUGUUUACUUUUGGGGAUCAAAGUUUGAGGUCCAAUUAUUUUUAAAGUUUGCAAACUACCAGCUAAUUCUUGGCUGUUGUUUGCAGCCUUGUAUGGCUGAUUAAAAUUUAGUUUAGUCCGCAAUAGUAGAUCCUUUCAAUGAAGGGAAAUUCAAAAUAGUAUAUUUGAUUACUUUUACAGCACAGUCAUUACAUAGGUAGGGUGCAAUACCAGGCCAAAUUGCAAAAAAAAUUACCGAUUCCUCCGAAUUUAAAAUCAUAUUUUUUUGCUCCCAAGGCACAUAGGAAACAGAAUUUAACAAUAAAUUUUGUUGAAAAAUUGCCCCUUUGCGUCUAAUUUCGCUUUGAAAUGCGUGCGUUUACUGCUCUUGUAUGAAGCAAGAGUUCGAAAACAUUCGAAGUACUGUAAAGUGUAAUGAAAUCGACAACUUAAUUGACCUUGCCCUUGGCCUUGAGACCUUGUACUGCCUCAGCACUGAAAUGUUUUUUACAACGAUAAUUUACCAGUGUUUCUUGAAUAUUUUCCUUGUUUAACUAGUAGAACCGAAAGUACAAGUGCAUCAGAAGACUAAGCGAGAGUUUUGUGUAGAAAUGCUCUAUUUACGGGAAGUUAUUUUACAUUCGCAAGCGUCAACAAAACUGCCGCAUUUUCACAGUUUGAUUAUCAUAGCGACAGAUAAAAGCUUUGAAAAUUCAAUUGAAAACAUUUUAAAGGGUAUUGGCAACAAAAAUUUUUAUUGAUUUUAUUGCUUCAUCUGAAGGAGCAUGAAAAAAUAAGCCGAUUGGCCGUUUACUGCUCUAUUCUAUCUCAUCUGGUUCCGAAGUUAUACGCAAAAAUGUGCAAAAUAUAAAUUGCUGAUUCAGCACAUUCUGUGACGUCAUAAGCUGGGUAAGUAUGUUUAUUGAAUAGUAAACUAAAGCAUAGCUGAGUUAUUAUUGGCUCAAAUCAAAUGAAAUUUUGCAUACAGAUAGUACAUGAUGAGAUGCAUGGGAAAAUACUUCUAAUUUCGUUGUCAAGGCAACACAGUCGUUCCCAGGCCUCUUACACUGAUUUUGAAUAACUAGUUGCAUUUAUCUAUGUGUAUGUCAUUUUCGAAUUAUUAUUAUGCAAGUAAACUUUUGGCAUGCAUAGGUAUCAUACACAUACUUCUGAUAUUAUUUUAUUCUUAUCAGUACCUUGAAUAAAGCUGUUUCAUAAAAUUGGCGCAAGGGGCCUGGAAACGACAUUGUUACCUUGGCAACAAAAUUAGAAGUGGUUUUCCAUGCGUCUCAUCAUGUACAAUCAGUAUGCAAAAUUUUAUUUGAUUUGGGCCCAUAAUAACUGAGCUAUGUUUCAGUGUAGUAUUCAAUAAACAUACUUACCCAGCUAAUGACGUCACACGUUGUGCUGAAUCAGCAAUUUAUAUUUUCACAUUUUUGCGUAUAACUUCGGAACUAGAUGAGAUAGAAUAGAGCAUUAAACGGCCAAUCGGCUUAUUUUUUCAUGCUCUUUCAGAUGAAGCAAUAAGAUAGAUGAAGCAAUUUUUGUUGCCAAUCUCCUUUAAACCACCCAUAUUUGUAUAGAAUAUAUGUUAGUUGUAUUAACAUUGAACUCCUUUCUGUUUGAACCCAAAUUUGUACUUGUUUUGCGUUUGACAAGGCUAUCAAGCUCGCGACGAUUGGCUUUUAUACCUCAGGCACAGGGUUGGCAUUUGUUCUUUUACUAUUUGUUCUUUUAUGUUCUUUUAUAAUAAAAGAACAUAUUUUUUUUUCGCCAAAUUUGUUCUUUUAUUUUCUUUUAUUAUUUUUAAUUUUUUAUGUUCUAUUAGUUUGAAAAUCAAGAAUUUUCAAAAUUCUUAAAUUGUCACUAACAAUUUUAUAUGUUUAUAUUCUAGUACUUCGUCGAGAUCAUCAACUCCGCGAAGUACUGGAAUAUAGACAUAUACUGAAAAACAAUGUGUAAUCACGAUUACACACUAUAUACGAAAUUAUCUAAACUGGAUUGUUACAAACACUCCUUCUUCGUCAUCCUAUCUUCUUUGACAUCAUCGUAUUUUUUAUUAUGACGUCAUCAUAUUUUUAUCAUGACGUCAUCGUAUUUUUCUUAAAGCCGAAAAUGUUCUUUUAUUAUUUAAAAUGUUCUUUUAUUAAUAAAAGAAUAAAGAACAUUUUCUUUCUGAAAAAAUGUUCUUUUAUCCAACCCUGCUCAGGCAUGACUGCAGAUUUAAUAGCGUGUCAAAUGUCUUCUUGUUUGUGUCAGGAUUAUAAUAUUCUAUUGCUGUUCAAACGAGAUAUUCUACACACUGGAAACGUAGAGUACAUUUUACUUUGUCCUUGUCUCAAGCAAAAAAAUUAUAAAGAUUAAACAGGCAUUCAAAAAUAUACAACAACCACGAACAUCUUGUAACUGAUUUCUUCGAGGAAAUCUUCAAGUUUCAAUGGAAAUCUGGCGCAUGCACAACAAAUUUCCCAGCUGUUAUCAACGUUAUGACGUCGCUGUGGAAAUACGAGUACCAAAUGUGGAAACACGACCAAAACAAUAUGGCGUCGUCUGUGGUUUAAACUAGCGCGUAAAUUCCGGAAUGGCACCUUCCAUUUUAUUGUAUAUUACUAUAAAAACGUAUAUUACUAUAAAAAUGUAUUUUUCGAAUGUAUUCAACAAGUUUGUUGAAAGCGUAAUCAGCAAAGGCGUUUGCGUACGUGUGAAGCUAAACGAAGUCUGGAUCUAUUUGUUUUCGAAAGUAUAUAGGUCCGAUUUUUUAAACUUUUUUUCCGACUUUCUUUUAAUUCUCAAUCAAAUGGUUAGGGUUAGAGAAGGGGUUGGGAACAGUUUAUUUCAUAAAAAAUCAACUUUAACUAUAUAAAUAAAGUGAAAGGUGCCAUUCCGUAUUUAGGCGCAAGUGUGGUUAAGGAAACAUAUUUUAAAAUGUAAAGACGAAAUAUCAACGAAAACUACGUUGUAACUAACGACUUUAGCACUAUAUGUAUCUUUCGUUUCCGUUCCCAUUCCGCGGAGGGUUUUCUUGGAUGCAAACUGAGUAGUAUAGGGAAGAGGGGUUCUGGGACGGGUGGAGCACUAGAGCUCCACCCAUGACAUCAUCAGCAUAUCAUUUCAUAUCGAUUACACACGCUUAUGGUGUUUUUAAACAAGCGUAAACCAUAAUAGGCAAUACCAGCUUUUAGUUUAUGCCUGCAGGGGAUGAUGGGAAGUAAGGUAUCAUAUUGCUAAUUAUGCUGAAACAUUUCAAUAAAAACCAACGAAGCAACCGAAAUAUUUCAAUAUUUACAAGUAUAAGCUAUCAGUCCGUGUUUACACGGCCACCAUUUUUAUUUUUUCAGCAUAAUCAGCAAUGUGAUACCUUACUUCCCAUCGUCCCCUGCACGCAUGAACUAAAAGCUGGAAUUGCCUAUUGAAUUCCGUUUUAAUUAACCGCUUACUAUUUUACUAAUGUGUCCCUGCAGGACUUUUUGUCCCGGUUGUCCCGAUAACUCCUUUAUUUCUCACGUUUAUAGCAUUAUUCCCAAACAAAUGCGGUAGAAACAUAAAUAUUCUGAUGGCAGCGUUUUCAGGUAAUCCCCACGCGUAAAACAAAGGUUGAGGUAAUUAAGGGGAUUAAGGCAAUACGAAUUUGCAUAACCAAUAGGAUCCUAAUGGCUAUAAAUGGAUAUUAUUACGGGCGGUCGUCGGCAUGUUCAGUGCUAUGUGUUGCCGUGCUCAAUAUCCAAAGAUAUUGAUAUCCUAAGAUAUUGAUAUCCUAAGAUGUUGAUAUCCUUAGACACUGUAUGAUAUCCUAAGAUAUUGAUAUCCUAAGAUAUUGUAUUAUAUCCUAAGAUAUUGUAUGAUAUCCUAAGAUACUGUAUGAUAUCCUAAGAUACUGUAUGAUAUCUUAAGAUAUUGUAUGAUAUCUUAAGAUAUUGAUAUCCUGAGAUAUUGAUAUCCUUUGAUACUGAACGACAUCCUAAGAUAUUGACUUCCUAAGAUAUUGUAUGAUAUUUGGAGCCAAACGCGACAGGCUUGGAGUCACUCUAAAUAGCUCGGAGCCGAGUUCUCAAUAGCUCGGAGCCACUCUAGAUAGUUCAUAGUCCUGACGAUAGUCUUAAUGGUUAUAAUUAUAGUCUUAAUGACUAUAGCUAUAACCAUUAAGACUAUAGUCAUGACUAUUAAGACUAUAGUCAUGACUAUAAGACUAUAGUUAUGACCAUUAAGACUAUAGUCAUGGCUAUUAUAACUAUAGUCAUCACUAUUAAGACUAUAGUCAUGACCAUUAAGACUAUAGUCAUAACCAUUAAGACUAUAGUCAUGACUAUUAAGACUAUAAUCAUGACCAUUAAGACUAUAUUCAUGACUAUUAAGACUAUAGUCAUGGCCAUUAAGACUAUAGUCAUGGCCAUUAAGACUAUAGUCAUGACCAUUAAGACUAUAGUCAUGACCAUUACGACUAUAUUCAUGACCAUUAAAACUAUAGUCAUGACCAUUAAGACUAUAGUUAUGACCAUUAAGACUAUAGUUAUGACCAUUAAGACUAUAGUUAUGACUAUUAUAACUAUAGUCAUGACUACUAAGACUAUAGUCAUGACUAUUAAGACUAUAAUCAUGACCAUUAUGACUAUAGUCAUGACCAUUAAGACUAUAGUCAUAACCAUUAAGACUAAUGUCAUGGCCAUUAAGACUAUUGUCAUGACUAUUAAGACUAUAAUCAUGACCAUUAAGACUAUAGUCAUGACUAUUAAGACUAUAGUCAUGACCAUUAAAACUAUAGUCAUGACUAUUAAGACUGUAGUCAUGACCAUUAAAACUAUAGUCAUGACUAUUAAGACUAUAGUCAUGACCAUUAAAACAAUAGUCAUGACUAUUAAGACUAUAGUCAUGACUAUAGUUUUAAUAAGACUAUAGUCAUGACCUUUAAGACUAUAGUCAUGACUAUUAAGACUAUAGUCAUUACUAUUAAGACUAUAGUCAUGACCACUAAGACUAUAGUCAUGACUAUUAAGACUAUAGUCAUGACCAUUAAGGCUAUAGUCAUGAAUAUUAAGACUAUAGUCAUGACUAUUUAACAAUUAGACAACGAAGCCGAGUUGACUAUUUGCUCAUAGACAACGAGGCCGAGUUGUCUAAUUGUUUUAGUAUAAACUUUAACAUUAAUUUACAACUAGGCUGCAAGUUUUUGUUCGCGUAAAAUGUUUUACAAAAUUCAGUUUUAAUUUUAAAAUUUCAUUGAGUAUGUUAUUUUGUCUAUUUUCUUACCCUUAAAAAUUGCCAUUCCAUAUUUUUAUUGCUUUUUCAGGGGUUUUUAGUACAGAAUUGUUCAACAAGUCGUCCAAAAAAAUCAUCAGACACUUCGGCAAAAGUGCAAAACGCGAAUUUCCCGCCAUUUUGAAUUUUCUAUUAGUAGGCUAUCACUAUCAAUGUGAUAGCCUACUAGUAGGUUUAUACUAAAAGACUAUAGUUAUGACCAUAAAUAGUGUAGUCAUGACUAUUAUAACUAUAGUCAUGACUAUCAAGACUAUAGUCAUGGCCAUUAAGACUAUAGUCAUGACCAUUAAGACUAUAAUCAUGACCAUUAAGACUAUAUUCAUGACUAUUAAGACUAUAGUCAUGACCAUUAAGGUUAUAGUCAUGACUAUUAAGACUAUAGUCAUGACUAUUUAACAAUUAGACAACGAGGCCGAGUUGUCUAUGAGCGAAUAGUCAACGAGGCGAAGCCGAGUUGACUAUUUGCUCAUAGACAACGAGGCCGAGUUGUCUAAUUGUUUUAGUAUAAACUUUAACAUUAAUUUACAACUAGGCUGCAAACACAAUACAAAAAUACACAAAAAAAUUAUAAAACCAUUAACGGUAAACAAAUAUUUUAGUUUUUGUUCGCGUAAAAUGUUUUACAAAAUUCAGUUUUAAUUUUAAAAUUUCAUUGAGUGUAUGUUAUUUUGUCUAUUUUCGUACCCUUAAAAAUUGCCAUUCCAUAUUUUUAUUGCUUUUUCAGGGUUUUUUAGUACAGAAUUGUUCAACAAGUCGUCCAAAAAAAUCAUCAGACACUUCAGCAAAAGUGCAAAACGCGAAUUUCCCGCCAUUUUGAAUUUUUGAUUAGUAGGCUAUCACUAUCAAUAGCCUACUAAUAGGUUUAUACUAAUUAACAAUUAGACAACGAGGCCGAGUUGUCUAUGAGCGAAUAGUCAACGAGGCGAAGCCGAGUUGACUAUUUGCUCAUAGACAACGAGUCAUAGUCAUGACCAUUAAAACUAUAGUCAUGAAUAUUAAGGCUAUAGUCAUGAAUAUUAAGACUAUAGUCUUGACUAUUAAACUAUAGUGACGUCAUGACUAUUAAGACUAUAGUCAGGACUAUUAAGACUAUAGUCAGGACUAUUAAGACUAUAGUCAGGACUAUGAACUAUCUAGAGUGGCUCCGAGCUAUUGAGAACUCGGCUCCAAGCUAUUUAGAGUGGCUCCGAGCUAUUGAGAACUCGGCUCCAAGCUAUUUAGAGUGACUCCAAGCCUGUCGCGUUUGGUUCCAAUUAAAUAUCAUAAAUAUCUUAGGAAGUCAAUAUCUUAGGAUGUCGUUCAGUAUCAAAGGAUAUCAAUGUCUCAGGAUAUCAAUAUCUUAGGAUAUCAUACAAUAUCUGAAGAUAUCAUACAGUAUCUUAGGAUAUCAUACAGUAUCUUAGGAUAUCAUACAAUAUCUUAGGAUAUAUACAAUAUCUUAGGAUAUCACACAGUAUCUUAGGAUAUCAUACAGUAUCUUAGAAUAUCAUACAAUAUCUUAGGAUAUUAUACAGUAUCUCAGGAUAUUAUACAGUAUCUCAGGAUAUUAAUAUCUUAGGAUAUCAUACAGUGUCUUAGGAUGUCAAUAUCUUACGAUAUUGAGCGCGCUCUUUCCCGCGUGCCCGCGCGAUUUGUCUAACCCGCCCACUGAUUAGUGUACAAAUAUUUUGUACAUUAAUAUAUGCAUGCACCCAAGCAUCGCUAAUUAAUGACUGGCAACACAUAGCAACGUAUAUAACGACCGCAUAUUUGAUAAAAGCAUAUCUAUUUUUUAUGGUAAAAUAUAUUGCAACUAAGACUGUUCUAAAAGUUUUUCCUUCAAAUAUUCUUGGUAAGCUUUCUUAUGAUUUGUUACAAUUUACUACGCUAAUUAUAAAACGAUUACUUUGUGAUAAAAUUGUUGACCUCAGCGAAAAUAUUGACUCUUCGCCUGAACAUGCCCACGACCGCCCGUAAUAAUAUCCAUUUAUAUCCAUUAGGAUCCUAUUGGUUAUGCAAAUUCGUAUUGCCUUAAUCCCCUUAAUUACCUCAACCUUUGUGUUUUACGCGUGGGGAUUACCUGACAACGCUUGGCGUGUAAGCUGUAGCGUGUACCCUGCAAUGAUAAUUUGUAUAUUCUUGUGUUUGUAUUGGCAAAGCAUAAUAAAUAAAUAAUUGGUUGAUUGAUUCGCGCGGACUUUUGUUGAUUUUAAUUUUAUACCCUUUUAGAAAAGAGCUUACGCAGUUAUGGGAUAAAUGUUACUUUGGUGAAGAUGAAAGAAACGGGUUUGUCCCUGCAUUUGAUGGUAAGUUUCUGCUGAUAUUACCAGGGGUGUAUAUUCUUCAAUGACCUUUGAUUUCUUCCCCCACCCCCCUCUCUUCAGCUUUGAUUUUCUUCCGUGUAUCUUGAAGAAAUUUGGGCGCGGCAUCGGAGUCUGGGCUCCACCUUUACUAUUCCAGUAAUUUUCCUACGAUUUAAAGAAUUAUUUUCGAAAAAACGUUUGAUUCACGGUAGAAAAAUGAUGUUACAAUGCUGAUUUUGACAACAAAUUUUUCAGCUUAUUUAGAACUUCUGCAUCUCAAUGAUAAACAGCACAACAAAAUAAUUGAUUAUUGAUAUAUUAACUAGAGAUGUUCCCAUUAAAAAGUACUCCUCUCUCUAAAUUACGUUCAUUUUUUAACAAACGUUUUUAGUUUCACAAACAUUAAUAUAUAUUCACUUUUUUAAAAUUUGAUUUAAAUAUUGACAUUAUGUUCCAAUUCCCCUUCCUCUUGCCAUAAAAAGUCAUACUUCUUCUAUACCCCUCCCCCUCCUUGCUGACAUAAUAUGAGACUGAUCCCCAAGUUUUCUCAGUUCUUUUUCAUUCUCAUCCCUUGUCCUUUCUCUUCUUUUCCUUUUGCCCACUCAUUUUCCUUUUGCCCUUUCCUUUCUUUUCCCUUUGUUCUCUUCUUUUCCCUCUUUCUUUUCCCUUCCCUUCCUUUCUUUUUCACUCUUCUUUGAAUUUCGUCCCUGGCCCUAAGACCCUUUGAUUCCUCCCCCCGCCCCAGGGGGGGGAUUAUAGAAGAAUAUACACCCAUGGAUAUUACAAUAUUUUAAUCAAUAUAUUGCAGAGAAUGUGCAAAAUUGCGCACUGCAUGCACCAACUGAAAAGUUGCGGAAAAUUUGUGUCAAUGUUGUAUCAGCAUUGGGUAACUUGGGAUAUUCUGGUGUCUCUAUCACCAAAUUAUUCUGAAAAAUAAAUUUUCGAGCACAGGUGGACUGUUUUUCAAAACCACUUUAAGAAUGGCUUGCGCACAAAGAUGUAAGGUUUAAAACGCAAUUUGAAUUCAUAGAAUGCAUAUUUCGAACGUGUUUUAUAUAUGAACUACUAAUUAGUAUAUUUAGUAUCGAACUUUCCCUUAGCCUCAUUUUAAUAAUAUAGUCUUUCUGUUUUUUAUAAUGACCAAUAACAAGGCUUAAAUUAAAAAUUUAAGCCUUGUUAUAGGUCAUUAUAAAAACAAAAAGAACUACCAAUUAGUAACAGACUGUUUGAUACAUUAUGUCCAACGUGCGACCUCUAAAACCUGGACUUUUUGGAUUUUCAUCCUAUCAAUUAAAAUUGGGUUUCAAACCUUCCAUUUUUUAGCCUGCGUAGCAGGCGGCGACGUUUCCUCGCCGCAGCCCUCGCUUUUCCCACGGAGGCUAUCCAUUUUUGCACGCAAACCAUUUUUAAUCAAGGCAAUAUUCCUAACUUAGCGUAAAGUUGUCACAAAUUUUGGGGAAUUUUCAGUUCAGUGGACAUUUUAGAACUGUGCACUAUUUUAUACAUCCCGUAUAAUAGGGGCCUUUAGCAUGUUGGACGGUAACGCGGUCGUGCAUUAUCCGUUGUAUUAAGUUUAUUACAAUGUUAGGGGGUUAAGACGGGGUUAUAAUUGAGAAGACUUCGACCAAGCUGAUUUGCCCAGUACCACUACUCGUGGUUGAAACACAGGCGUCACUUAUUUAUUUAAAUUAUAUACAACUUGCUGGUUGAAACACAAGACGUAGAAGAAUAUUUUAUUUCAUGUUAAACAGAGCGAAGACAAGGUCUAAGACCCCCGAGGGACUUCUAAGGAUUCAUUUCUUCUCUAUACACUGCCAUAAAUUCAUUGUAUUAAUAGUCAUCGCAAUUUUCCCUUUCGUAACCGCAAGGGUCACCAGUAACAAUCAAUGUCAUCACUCGCGAAACAUGCGUUUAAACGCGCGUCCCAACGUGUUAUCACGAACUGAACAGUCACAAACAACAUGAAGUAGAGUUAGGCGAUACUUAGUCGUGUCAUCGUAAUUAUCGUCUAUAUAGAAACUUAAAAAAGCUUAAAAGCUAUGUGCGUAUACGAAACAAUAUCACAGUAGUCAUUGAUGUAACGAUAAGUAUGGUAUAUCCUCGCUCACGUUUCUAUACCUUUGACACGAUAAUUAUGAGUAAAAAUAUCGUGAUAAUAUCGAAAUAUCGCCCAACUCUAUCACGAACUUUAUAGGACGUGCUUAUCAGUGACAGAGUAAGGACGUGCUUUUUAGAGCUCCGUAUAAAUCAAUAUUAUAGCAACAAUGGCAGCUACUAAAGCGCUUAAAAAGGAAAAUACAGAGCUUCGUCUAGAGAUUGAUAAACUACAAAGCAAGAUUAACCAAAUUUCUGAAAACAUUUCUCAAAGAAACGUAAAUUCAGAAGGGACUCAUCACAGUGGCCACGCUGCAAGCAUGUUGGAUAAAGAGAAGGAUAAGUCCGUAGAGUUUAUCAACGCCAAGUAUGACGAGCUUGUCUUAUUUAAAACUAAUACGAUCACUGAAUUGAAACAGAUUAAAUCCGAAGUCAAUGUAAUAUCAUUAAAAUGUGAAAAGAUUGCCAAUUCUAUCGAACAGCUUGAGGAAUAUAGCUAUCAAUAUAAUGUGAAGAUUAUUGGCGUCCCGCAACAGCAACAAACGGAGACGGCAGAGCAAAGCUCAAAGCUAUGUCUCGAAAUAUUUCGUAAAAUCGGUGCUGAAGUCCUUUUACAAGAUAUAGACAUCGCCCAUCGAGUGCCAUCGCGAAAUCCCGACAACAACAACAACAACAACAACAACAACAACAACAACAACAACAACAACAACAACAACAACAACAACAACAACAACAACAACAACAACAACAACGCGAUUAUUUGUAAAUUUGUCAGACGCCUAGCACGAGAGAACGUAAUGACCGCACGAAAGAAUGCAAAUGAUCUGCAACCAAGCAUUAGAAUCUACGAUCACCUCACCCCUCGGCUGCAAGAGCUUUUAUAUGAAGCAAAGAGAUAUCAGCGGGCAAAUCAUUUCAAAUUUUGUUGGCGCAAAAAACAAGACGAUCUACCUACGCAAGUCAGAGAACGAAAGUUUUAUCAAGCUAAAGAAUCUGCAGGAUCUUAAUGCACUAUUUUGAUAUUCAUAGCCUUACAAGCUAAGUAAUCUUAGUCUUUUGUUUGUCUUCUUAAAUGGCUUUUGAUAGUACAAUUAUUGACCUUCCGUUUAAUCACUUAGAUGAUAGAUCUUUUCAUGCUGCAUUAUAUGAAAUGUCGUGCGGCAGCAUAAAUUUUGAUUUUGAUCACUUAGAAACCUUAGUUUUCAAUCCUAUCGAACAUUUAGCCACAGUUCAAAGUGUUCCCAUAAAUUCGAGUCUUGAUCCUGAUUUAAAUUUUUAUGCAUGUUCUCAAUCGAAUAGUAAUUACAUGGUUGAGGAUGAAAUCAAUGGCUUAACCAGCGAUAAACAGUUUGAUCUGAGUUUUUCCCUAUUGCAUAUAUUAACAGCCGUAGUCUGGUUGGCAAUUUCGAUAACUUCCAAACGUUAAUAGCAUCGUUAAAUAAGCCGUUUUCUGCCAUUGGAGUUUCUGAAACUUGGUUAAACGAUAAAACUUGUGAUCUUGUAAAUAUUCCUGGCUAUGAUUUCAUCUCAAACCAUCGGACAUAUAAGACUGGUGGUGGAGUUGGUAUCUAUCUACAAGAUUGUUUACAAUAUAAACUGCUCAAAAAUUGCACCAUUUCCAAUCCUGAGGCAAUUGAAUCUCUGUUUAUCGAAGUUUCUAAUCCUCUUGGGAAAAAUAUUAUUGUAGGCACAGUUUACCAGCCUCCUAAUCAAAACCUUUCGGUUUUCAUGGAUGAAUUCAAUAAUAUACUAUCAAUUAUUUCUAAAGACAAUAAGCAUUGUUAUCUAAUGGGGGACUUUAAUUUGGACUUGCUUAACUAUGAACAUCAUACAACUACCCAAGAGUUUCUGGACGCUUUGUUCUCUCAUAUGAUCAUUCCACUCAUUUCAAGACCAACUCGUGUGACUGCUCACUCCGCAACACUUAUUGACAAUAUUUUCACAAAUUGUUUCUCCCCGCAUAAUAUUCUUAGUGGAAAUAUCCUUAAUGACCUUUCUGACCAUUUUCCAAUCUUCGCUUUUUUCAAUAAUGAAUACAUUGCCCAGAAAACUGAGUUGAAAUCAGUUACGCGUGAUUUCAGCGAAGGAAACCUUUCAAAUUUUCGAUCUUGUCUUGCCCAUGUUGACUGGACAGAUGUUGUGAAUGGUCAGGAUCCUAGCACUGUUUUUGAUGCUUUUGUAACUGAGUAUAAUAGUCAUUUCGAAAAUUUACGGGGAAGCCCCCGUAAAAGUAAUCAAAAUAAACAUGUCCAAAAAACCAAGAACUCCUUGGGUUAGUAAAGGGUUACUGGCUUCGGUUAGGAAAAAGAAUAGAUCGCGAACAUACUACGAUGAGAAAUUCGAACAAUCAAAAAAUGACCUGAAAGCUACUUGGAAACUAAUUAAUGAAAUUAUUAAUAAAAAGAACAACAAGCGGCCUUUGCCGUCUUCUUUCAACUCAAAUGGGAGAACCAUCACUGAUCCAGUUAAAAUUGCCAAUGAAUUUUGUCAUUACUUUACAAAUAUUGGUCCAAAUUUAGCAAGUAAGAUACAAACAACUAACUCCGCUUUUCAAAACUUUGUUGGUCCUGCUAAUGAUCAAACUAUAUAUCUUAGACCAACUUCAAUCUCAGAACUAAUGGAAAUUUGUAGCUCUUUCAGCUCUAAAAAAGCACCUGGCUACGAUAAUAUUCCUAUGCACCUUAUCAAGAACUCUGUUGAAUUUAUCAUUGUACCAUUAAUGAACAUCAUUAAUUUAUCUCUUGAAACGGGAGUUUUCCCCGAGAAAUUAAAAAUGGCCAAAGUAAUUCCUAUUUUCAAAGCUGAUGACCCAGAAUCUUAUAAAAAUUAUAGACCUAUAUCUAUCUUAUCAAAUUUUUCUAAGUUUUUCGAAAGAGUAAUGCAUACUCGUUUAUCUGAAUUUGUUCAGAAAUACGAAAUUCUGUAUUGUUAUCAAUUUGGUUUUCGUAAAAACCAUUCAACAGAUCUAGCGCUUACUCACCUGGUCAAUAUGAUUACCUCAUCUAUUGAUGAGGGCGGAGUCACUGCCGGUGUUUUCUUAGACUUGUCUAAAGCGUUCGAUACUAUCAAUCAUCAAAUACUCUAUUAUAAAUUGGAACGUUAUGGCAUUCGUGGAGUUGCAUUGCAAUGGAUUAAAAGCUAUUUUGAAAAUCGAAAGCAAUUUGUUCAAUAUAACAACGUUUCAUCUUCGGUAAACACCAUCACCUGUGGUGUACCACAAGGCUCCAUAUUAGGACCAUUGUUUUUUAUCCUUUAUAUCAACGACCUCCCGAAUGCUUUAAACAUAACUGAAUCAUUAUUAUUCGCAGACGACACCAGUAUAUACUAUUCUCACACUGACCCUAUUUCACUGAUCAAUGUUUUGAAUGACGAAUUAAGAAAUGUUGACCGUUGGAUGAAAGCAAAUAAACUCUCAGUAAACAUAACUAAAACUAACUAUAUCAUUUUCAAAUGAAGGAAUAAAAAUUUUUGUACUGAUAUACCUGUUAUUUUUUACGGAAAACCAUUAAUGCAAAAGAAAACUGUUAGGUUUCUUGGAGUUCAUAUUGACGAAAACCUUACAUGGAAAUCACACAUUAGUCAUGUAUGUAAAAAGAUCUCCAAGUCAAUUGGAAUAUUAUUUAGAUCUCGUUUUUAUCUGUCUAAAAAACUAAAAUAUUCUUAUAUUAUACUUCGAUCUAUCCCUAUUUGACCUACUGCAACACUACGUGGUCUUCCACCUACAAAACUAAUUUAAAACGAAUAUUUGUCUUGCAAAGGCGAAUUGUCCGAAUUUUGACUAACUCUGAAUUUCGUGCGCAUACUGCGCCGCUGUUUAAUGAACUCAAACUUCUCGACAUUUACAAUUUAAAUGUGUUUUAUACCGCAAAAUUCAUGUUCUCAUACCACAACCAUUUACUUCCACCAUCAUUCCAAAACUUAUUCGUUACUUCUUACCAAAUACAUAACUAUAAUACCAGAAAUGCAAGUUCAUACCGUUCCUAUGCAUGUAACACUAAUGUUUACCGCUCUUUUUCAAGAUCCUAAAAUUUGGAAUUCUUUACCUGACGACAUAAAAAAUACAGAAUCUUUCAAUUGCUUUAGGAUUGGAAUUACCGGCUUUUCAAUGAGUAAUCUCAGACUUUACUUCUCAUUUUUACUACGGUUUAUUCUAUUUAUGCUGUCCGUUCAAUAAUCUAUAUAAAGAGGAGUCAUCCCUUGUACAAGCCAUUAUGCUUCUGGAUGCCUCCUCGUCACUUCCAAUAUUUAUUUACUUCCAUUGUAUCAAGUAAUGUUUGUGGGUUUUUUUUGUUUUUUUUGUAUCACCCAAUGUCUGUACAUUAUUUAAUUAUUGAUUUAUUUUGUGGCAAAUAAAGAGAUUUAGAUUUAGAUUUGUUAACAAGACUGGGACUUCGGCGGUUCGGGACUUUGACGAGUGUUUAUACGACUGUCAAUGAUAUCGACUGUCGCCUGUUUUAAAAGGCGUUAUUUGAAUUAGGGAAAGAAGAUCUUCACGUCAAGGCAUUAGAAAGUUUGUCGACGUACACUCGAUAUAAAAUUACUACUAAUACUAGCACAACAACACGUGCGUUUAAACUCGUGUUUUGCGUGGUGAGUAUCUCAUUUCAUAUUCACCGGAUGUGACACACGCUGCAAAUUGUGUCACUGAUUGUUACCGGUGACCCUGGUGGUUUACGAAACGGAAAAUUGUGUCGCGUCCUGCUAGCUAAAAGUCCCUAAUAGACAUGUACAGUUAAACAGCUCUGCAGUACCUAUACAUAUAUAAGCUUACCUUGAUUUUGUAAUUUUCUUUAGAGGACUAUACUGAAGAAUCGCUUAACCUCCACGAGCACCAAAUUGGUGUUCUGCGAGGUUACUACGAAGACAAUAAGGGAAUUUUCAAAUUAGUUGAAAAACGUGAGAUGAUGUGGAGGCGAUUGAUGGAGUUUGAGGUAAAGUGAGCAGGCCUACGAUCCUUGAAAUUCCUGGAAAUUCCUCAAAUUUGAAAAUUUGGUUCUGGGGGCAAUUGUGUUGAUAAUAAUACAACUAAGAUUCUGUAGGUCCAUUCAUAGAUCCUUGAAUUUAUUAGAAAAAAUUCCUGGAAACAAUACAGAAGUUCUCGAAUUUCAUUUUUACUGGAGGGUGCAUGGGAGCGUAGAAUAAGAUGUUUCAAUGAUUUUAUACUAAAUUUAUUUAAUAUUUACUUAUUUAUUUAAUUUUAAAUUAUAUACCAGAAUGCGAUAAUCAUUUUAAUCGUACCUGACUGGUACGCCAAUGAUUGUUGCCGCGUACUUGCGCUAGAACAAACUUAAGACUCGAGGUGUACUUAGUCUUUAUGCAAAAAGUACAUAAAGAACAGGUUUCUGUAAAGUAUAUUCAAACUACUAUACAAUCGACCUCAACAUGCCAUAGUGCUAUCAGUCCAAUCGUUUUUCAUGCCAAGACAUGUCAGACUUACAUGCAUAUACCAAUUAAAUAACGGUAUUGAAUACCUUGGGCAGUUGGGCUUGGAGUACUUAGUACUUAACGCGAAUUAUCGCACCCUGUAUACAACUUGCUGAUAUACAUGAAAUAAUUGCUCGAUUCUGAUUGGCUACGAACAUUGUAAUUUUAUCGUUAUUGUAAUACGUAGCAAAUACAUGCCCAAACGAAAGACAUUUUUAUUCGCUUUUUGACUUCUGACAGUUGUAAUAUUGUAUUAAGUUGGUGUGUCAUUCAAAAGAGUGAGUAAAUCUGUUUCGUGCAUCGUAUGCAUACAAGUAAUACCAGAGGAGGGUGAAAAUAAUGUGUUUUUUCUUUUUUUUAAGAAUAAAGAAAAUGAUCCUGCCAGACUGUUCACCAAUCGAGGUGGGGCUUUACUUAAAGAACUGAAAAUGAAAAAUGCCGUAGAAAAAGGUCUGCCUAAGGUAAUCAUCAAGGAUUUAGGGGAGCUUCGUUGACUGAGUUAAACUGAAAUAAACUGAAUGAUUCUAUUGUAUGUAUUUCUACCAUACUGUAGAUACCUAUUCAAUAUCAGUACUGUAAUUAUGAAUGAUUACGUUGGAGGUUCCGUAAAAUCCAGUAUACUUCAACCUUUAGUGGGUCAGUACGUAUAUUAUUUCAGGAGAAACCAAACUAAACUAACAGUAUUUAUACUGGACAACUCUGUCAGUUCUAAACUGUGCACUAUGUAGGGUAGAAGUCAAGUAAGGCCUAUACUUUCAUAUUUCUGUGAAACAUGUAUGUCUAACUGAAAAACAGUGAAGAUUCUGGCCGAUGUUUAUUAUAUUGUAAAAGAACAAUGCAACUGUCAAAUCGAGCGUUAUUCUGCUUUGAAAAUUACGCAGGUACGCUUAAUCCUCGACACUGCAUGUACAUAGAGAAAACGUGUGACAUUUGGUAGAGUCAAACGGGAAACAAACUUUUCACGUGCAACCACGAUCGGAAAUUGCGUCCACAAAUUCACACCUCAGAUGAGCUAUCUUAACUAAGCAUGCGCAUGUUGUAUUCAUGCGGACGUGUACUGAAUAUUAAUGAGGUUAAUUACUAAAUUAUUUGAUGAUUCAAGCUUAAACUAAGAACACUUUAAACUUAAGGUAUAAUUUGAGUCGUAUUAUGUUACAACCAAGUCAAAGUACAGUAUAGCAAAACUAAAAGCGUUAAGAUUCUUGACUGAGUCCACGAUUGGAUGCAAUGAAUGGUCAGCGAUAUGCCCAUUUUUCUGUGCAAUUUCUGGUUGUUCAUGAGGUAGAUAUUAGAUACAACAGGCAUGAAACACGCAGAACUGAACGCGUGAAAAACUUACAAGUCUGCCACCAUAGGCAUUCGCGACAGGGGGCUUGGGGAUGCUGUACCCCCCCCCCCCCAACAAUCAGUGUGUAGUGGGAUAGAUUCUACUAAAAAAGUCGGGAAAUUGGCUAGGCCUGCUCGCCUCGGUAUAAUGUAUUUUGAUUUAAUGUGUAUAGUAAGAGAAACUUAGUGACAGAUUGAAAUUUGUUUAAUUAAAUUCGAAUUACGUGCAGUAGAGUGAGGAGUAUUUGACGUAUCUUAUAGUAUAUAUUUUAUAUCGUUUUAAGAUUGACUGUAUUUCCACGCGUCAUGUAUAGGAGAUCUGGUCCUUGUAUUUAUACUUUCUAUUCAUCUAUCAAUAAACCCAUGAUAAUGUCGGGCAAUUUCCAUCAAUGCAUGUCGGGCAAUUUUUGUCCGCCCCUCCCCCCACCCCCCUAAUUUUUACCGCCCGUGCGCCUUAUGCAACACUAAUAUCCCCGUUUAAUUGUUUCUAGGUCGAACAAGAUUUGAAGAGAAUGAUUGAAGUAUGGCAAGAAGAAAACGAAGGCUUCUUCUUUGUGAAUGGAAAUAAAUAUUUGGACCUGAUAAAAACACAGCAGGAAAACCGAAAAAGAGAAAAAAGUUUGUUAAAAUUAGGAAAGGUAUAUAAAUAUUAUCAUUUUUACACAUGAUAACGAACGGCCACGAAACACGCUGUUUUCCCGAGAUCUCAGAAAAUAAGUGUUUUCUUAUAUAGCAUUAACCAUAUAUUUUAUUCUAUACUGACUUUGUGCUCGUUUUUGUGCAAUAGUAUAAUUAUAUAAUAAUAUAAUAUCUUCUUCUGAACACUUACAAACCGACCAACAAACAUGUUGAAACUCCCCUGAAAAAACUUUGAAUUUGUCGGUUGGGGCGAACAGCAACCUCUUACCCAGGGCAUUUCCUUUUGGGGAGCAAAGACCCUGGUAGACGCUGGUCACGUGAUCUGCUAAAAUCUAGCAGAUUUCUAAUUAACUAUCUUGGUUUUCUUUACGACAAUGAUACAAAAUGCAAAUUAUAAAUUAAACUAUCAAAAUAAUCCAGAUAUCAAAUGUUUAUUGACCUGAUCUUGGAUUGCUAAUUAAAAAUCUGCUAGAUUUUAGCAGAUCUCGUGACCAGCGUCUACCAGGGUCUUUGGCGAACAGCUCGCGCCUCCGUUCCAGUUUUAUCAUUGACCGCUCAAUAAUUGUUUCAUUGUUACCAAAGCAUGAUGCAAUGAACAUGACAUUUUGUGGACUGGCACGUGAUACGUUUUGUCCAAUCAGCACACAGGAAAAUUUAACUUUGUUACUUGCUAAAAAUGUCACUUGCUAGUUAUUUCAAUUUCCUUUAUAAUGCAACUGUAGGAAAAUCACGGUGCGAGAUACAACGGCCAUGCAUGAAAAUGGUAUUGGUCAUUGCAUUGUUCAAUAAUUUUCUAAUUUUUCAACAUAAUUUUAUAGCAAAAGGAAAAGAAGGCAGAAAUCGCAAAGGAAAUGGUUUAUGGCAGCAAGCCAGUUGCACUAGCAAACAGGUACUGCAUGAAAUUCCAAACCUUAUAAUUUGUAAGUCAAGUAUAUUAAUCAUAGGAAUUAAUUUGCUGGAGGCGCCACAUAUAAUAUAAUUUACCAGAUGACUUAACUAAGGCCAAUUAGCAAUUUUCAAACGGUCGUUUUAAAAUUUUGCUUGAUAAAUAUUUUUACGAAUUGAAUGUCCGAAAUCUGCUCUAAUUCCUCCUUUUUAACGAGAAUAAGGAUUCGUUCUUAAAAUUUAACUAGAGUGCAUGUAUUUGACGUUAUUUUCAUUGUAUUUUUAUAUACCUAGAUUAGUUUGUAGUUUGAAAAAUUAAAUUGUAAAUAAUUAAUGUCCCUUAUAGAUUGUUAAAGAUCUUAUUAACACUGUAUUUUGCUACUUCAAACUACAUAGCUCGAACCCCCUUCUUCAGGGGGGGGGGGACCAUCUCAAGAACAAAAAGGGAAAUGAAACAUUUGUUGUAAUAAUGAGAGAUUACUGAAUAGGGGUGGGUUGGUUUAAAAAAGAGGGAUGACCAAAAAUCCUGUGAUAAUAAUUACUGAGUAAGGGGCUGUUUACAUGAGCCCGGCUAGCCGGGAUGAGACGUUUGCCGGGCUGAUAUGCAUGCUGACGAAAAUUGGCGGGAAAAACUUGUUUACGAGUUAACAGUGUAACGUCUGUCACGGAAGUCGAAUUUGUGCUUUAUUGGCAAAUUUAAUCGAUUAAAACUACUUUGUCAGCAAGAUUAAUGGAAGAAAUAAAAGUUUGUCAAGAAAAAUAUCAGUUUCUGUAAAUUCUGUCUUUUAUUUUUGUUUUAAAUGAAGUUUUUGUUCUAGCCCGGUUGCCCGGGCUGGAUACUUUACAUGGAGAAAUUUCAUCCCGGCUGACCGGGCGCCCCGUUUGAGUCAAGUGGGAUCCCAGCUAAACGGGCUGGCCCGGUUUGUCAUGUAAAGUAAAAUUGCUUUGUGUUGGAAAUUACUAUGAAGCCGGGCGCCCCGUUUAAGCGAGCCAGCCCUGCAAACCGGGCUCAUGUAAACAGCCCCUAAGACGUUUAUUCAAAUUGUAGAAAAUCAAGACCGAAUUUCUUGAUGAUGGAAGUUUUUUUCGAUACUACAUACAGUUAGCCAAAAUAAUUGGCAUCUUACUCGUUUGAAUUUUUGUUGAAGGGUAUUGUAGAUGGAAAUUAUCGAGUGAAAAUUUAUAUACAUUUAUUAGACCUAGCCAGGAACAGCUCUGAAACAGUUGUCGUAUAGUUUUGAAAACAGGGGGACAUUGGUAAAAGGGUGGUGGCCCAAUUUAAAAAGGGAAGAUAAUACCCCAUUCCAAACUAUGAAGAUCUUUGGGGCCUUUCUGGCCGCUAGAAAAGGCAACUGUGAUGAAAUAAUGCUCAAACGGCGUCGCGAAACGCCGUUACAGUAUAACAAAAAGUCUACGUUUAUUUAUUUUUUGUAUAAUUAGGGCUGGCAAAUAUAACUCUAAAUAUCCGAAUCAUUGCAAAAGAAAACGUGAUGACAAGGUAAAAUUAAUUAAUUUGAAGUGUCAUUCCAGAGACGUUUUGCAACGUUUUCUAGCUCAGUUCUAUUAUUACUCUUACAGUAAUUAGUGUAUACAGCAUUUGUGGCCGUGUUUGCAGAUAUAGUUACAAGAGAGUUCAAGACGCGGUCUGAAUUUCAGCUAAAAAAAUUCGGGGCCUAAGCAAUUUGAUUACUGUGAUAAUGUUUCAUAUAACCUUAAAAAUGGCUAAGUUCGGUUAAAGCGAUGCAAUCUUUGCUGCAAUUUCGACUAAGUAAACGCCUCGUGUGCAGGGCCGCCAAGAGGGAGGGGGGGGGGGGAUUGCCCCGGGGCCCCACCUUAAUAGGGCCCCAACUUGAGAGCGAAAGCAUAAAAUAUAGUAUGUUCAGGCUUUAAAUUGGGCAGAGCAUUUUUGAAAUUGACCCCCUUAAAUUGGGCCCCUUACAAUAGCUCUACAUGCAGUCACUCUAGCUAAGGUCUAGUUGGGUAACUGACUUCGGCCUAGCUUAAAAAUAAUGAUGUCAAGGGGCCGCCAGAGAGGAUUUGCCCCGGGCCCCACAAAUUCUCUCGACGGUCCUGCUGCGUUAGGCCAAAAAAAUAUAUGUGGGUUUCCGGUUUCCCGACCCUACUUAGUCAAAAUCCCGACCCUAAACUUUUUUAUUGGAUCACGCUUGUAAGUGUUUCCACUUAGAGGAAAACGUUUAUGGAAAAUGAAAUUUUGAGGCAAUAUUAGGGAAAUUUAUGUUUGGAUAUGGAAGCACCGACUAAACAAAAUGACGUCCGGUUGUUAGGAAAAUGUAAAAAAAGUUUAAAAAAAAAGUUAAAACCGACCUACCCUACCUAAGUUUUUACAAGAGGAAACCGGAAACCCACAUGUUUUUUUUUGCCUUACUUGAAAGACAAUGCUUAGUUUAACGUUGUGUUGAGAAUGACAAAGCCGUUGAGAAUACCCCUGGACCGCAAAUUAUUCACAGUUUUUGUCUUCAUACUUUCUCAAAAUAUCAAGACCUUGGUUUGAUAUUUUCCCAUACAGCGCUAAACGUUUCGGACAGUUUGAGUGUCCAUCCUCAUGCUCUUUCUUCAAUCAAACUAUCCGAAAUGUACAAUAUUAAAUCUUGAACCUCUUAUGUUAUUAUCCUUGAGAAUUGAAACAAAUUGAUGUUAAGAUGAUGGCUUUCAUAAACAGAAAUUGCAAUUCACAAUUUAUCUGACGUGCCCAAAAGAGAAUACACUACUGUAGUUUGUCAAACCAUAUUUUUUCCUAAUUCGAGCCCUGUGGUUUCAAAAUUUGUAAUUUUCUUCUCACAUGGAAUAUCCCUGGAAGUAUAUUUUUGGACACCUGUUUUAGAGACUGCCUGGCAUUUAUCACUCUUGUUCGAAUUUUAGAAUAGUAUCAAAAGAAGAAAAACUAAAUGGUCAAGUGAAUCGAGCUAACGCAUGUUUAGACCCAAUGCUAUGCGCAAUUUACUCAAAAACUACAAUUUUAAAUGCUUGGUUGUCUUUGGUCUAUUCUUUAGUGAUAAAUUAUUAUAUUGUAUUCGUUUUUUCCUAGAGUGGUUCAUCUACAAUUUCAAUGACGUCAUCAUCAAGCCUGCUGUUAUCCCAAUGCAGCAGUCCUACCCCUGUUUCCACUAAUUUUAAAUGUAAAAAGGUACAUGCUGACAGUACAUUAACUUUUAUCAUGUUUAACACAGUCGCACCGCCAUCUUCCAGUAAUUGUUUCUAAAUUAUUACAAGAUGCGAGUUCAAAUUUUCAGCCGUACUUAUACUCAUAGACGGAUUUUGUGGGGGGGUGCAGGGGGGUGCUACCCCUCCAAUAUUAGCUAUAACCCCCCCAAACAAAAUGUCCACCCCACCAAAAAAAAUUUCAACCCCCCCCCUAAUAUUCGGCAUAAUAAAAAAUAAUUAAAUAGUCCACUCCAACGUGCAGAGUGUUGAUGAUACAAAAUAAACGUAGGAGUACACUCAAAUAGAAAAAGACGGUGCAAUACUCUGAAACUAAUUGCUCCUCGCUUGCAUUCACUGGUUUAUUGGACCAAUUGUAAAGUUUUGAAACUCUAUUAUCUCCCCUGAACAGAGUUUGCAGUGCCUUGCCAUGCAAAUAGCUUACUUGCAAGGAACGUUUGGAAUUUUUACGAACAUUAUUUUUAGUUUUUAAUUCUUUUAGGAAAUAGACUUGCCUAGAUUUAAUCUUUACGCCCCAAAUAUUAUUUACAUCGGAGUUGCAUCAUAAAUUGUACUCGGAUUCAAACGACACAAUGUCAAUGACUUUAUAAAAAUAAAAGCAUAUUGCAUGUGUAUUGGCCUAUUGGGUUUACACUUUUACAGGUUCAUUUAACUUUAACUCUCUCAAGUCUCAACAGACAAUCGGACAUGCCAAAUCCAUUGAUAUGACAACUUCAAAAAACUUUUUCGAAGCUAGAAAUCAUGAUUUUUUCAAUUUUUCCUCGGAUACUUUGUUUUCUGCUCUCUAGACUCCCCUCGCGGCUCUAUAGUGCUACACCCCUAGAAUAUAGACCUUACUGGGGUUUGGUGACACUUUGUGUUGCUUCAGUCACCUGCUCACGGCUCACCCCCCUAAAAUUUCUGGCACCACCCCAGUAAAAAAUAUGAAAAUCCGUCUAUGCUUAUACUUAACAAAUAUAAAACAUUUUCCGUGUUGAUAUACAGUUAUAUCAACACGAGUGGGAAUUUGGAAAACGAGAAAUUGUGUGGAAACACGACGCCCGAAGGCGGAGUGUUUUCACACAAUUUCGAGUUUUCCCAAUUUCCACGAGUGUUGAUAUAACUGUAUAUCAAUACGGAAAAAAUGUUUUAUAUUUUUUUAAUAUUUUUUUUUAUAAUAUUUUUUACAAAGAAAUAUAAAGAAAAAAAUUUCCGUGUUGACAUUGGGUUAUAUCAACACGGCUCUUAGCCAAUCAGCGUUCAGAAUUUACAAAUGCUAUAUUAUAAAUAUACAUAGAUAUAUUAUUCAGCUCACUCCCCAACGGGGCUCUCCGAUUACUGCAUUACAUCAAGAUGACGUUACUUGUAUUAUGUACUUAGCCUACACGCGUAAAAAUUAGGGGCCUGCUGUUUAACAGGAUUGGACAAUGUUGUACGGCCCACAUUGUUCACAGUUGUCAACAAUAUUGUUCAAUAUUGUUGACAACUGUAAACAAUGUUGGGCCGCACAACAUUGUUCAAUCCUGUUUUCAUCAAUAUUGCAACAACCUGAUCGUUUUUAGCUGUGUAGACUAAUUAUCUUUACAACAAUUAUGAUACUAUUUUCCUAACUAUGUUUAUCCUAAUCCACCCUGUCAACUUUCCCUGUGGGAGGAAACCCGAGCGGCCGGCGAAAACCCACGACUUUCGGCAGAGCGUUGACUGACUCUUUUCACAUGGUCUCGUAGUGUGAAUCAAACCCACGUUCUCAGAGGUGAAGGCGCUUGCUUUGACAACUGCGACUGAUGCCCCUUCACUGGUACGCUAAUUCGAGCGGUUCAGAUUUGUCUUCCAAUACCGCUUCAACAUCGUACAAAAGGCUUCCGUGAUUGUAGCUCUCAGAAGCCCUGGGUACGAGGUUGCUACUGGCUUAGUACGCAUCAUCCUCGUCCCCAGGGCCUCUCGGCCGCGCGCGUCCUCCCUAGGCCCUGGCCCCUUGGACACACGGAAAGCAAACUUGCAGUAGUUUCUAAAGCGCAUGCUCUUGAAUUGGGAUGUUUUAGCACCCGUAACAAUUUUCACAGUGAAGUAUUUACGAAGAAACGAAGUAUUUGUGUUGACAUAUGUUGAUAGAAUAAUUUUGCCUAGCGAAAACUGCUCCACUUUUGCGAAAUAGCUGUUCUCUGAAAAGCCAAUCAGAUCUCUCCCUUUAGUCGUCUAACCCAGAACCUAAUUUUUAACGAGUGGCCGAGUGAAAAUGGCUCUGGGGACGAGAAUGAGUACGCAUCUGAAUGGUUAAUGGUCCCUUAAUGGUAGCGGUAGCAGUAGUGGUCUCUUAUUACAACCUGAUUCCCAAGGUCUUUCUAGUAGAAAUAGCUUAAGUACAUACAUGUAGCACAAGUUUUCUGAAUGCCGCUCAUUUAAUAACCUUGAAACUACGAGUUAGAACACGCACAUUCCCAUAUGUAUACAUUUCCAUAUACUGUUUUUUCACUACGCGUAUUAAUGAGACCAGGUUCUCAUUUUUUACUGAUUCUCUUAUACUGUACUAUUCUUUCGUUUACAGAAAACCAGGAAUUCUAGACGUCUUUCCUCCAAAAUCAAAAAACAUCCAUUUCCACUUCCAGCCUUGAAAAGGUAUUAUACGCUUCCCCGUGUGCACUCAGAAAACACUCCGCUUAAAAUUCUCUUGGUUAACCCUAAAAAUAUCCUGGUUAAAUGUUUUUCUUCGCACCACUUGUGCAUUUGAAUUUAAUUCCAUCGGACUCAGUAUAAAAAUUACAGUUUAAUGAACUACAACUACGAUACGAAUAGUAUUUUUAGUGAUUGGUUUUAUACGAGAUGUUAUACAGGGUGUAUCAAAAAAUGUACACACUUUCAAAUUAGCCAUAACCUUUUAAAUAUUUAUUGCUCUGCAGUAAGCUGACCCAUUGUAUAUCUUAUGCAGACUUGAAUAAUGCUUAAUUUAAACACUUUUCUUUGAGUUGUGUAUUUGUUCAUACAAAUAGAAGUUAUCCUAAAUUCUCAUGUGCAGAAGACCUUGUAUUUUCACGCAUUCAUUAAUUCGAGAAAUUAUACGGCUGUCAAAUCACUACGAUAGAUUACGAUUAAUUUGAAUUUGAAAGGGUGUACAUUUUUUUUAUACACCUUGUAUAAUAUAAUCUAGUUAGCACUAAUCAAUCAAAAGCACAGGUUAAUUAUUUUGUCUGAUGGACCAAUCAGAUGAAGAGCCAGAUUUUGGGCGUUUUGCUUGCGGCCAGGCCAUCCACCCGCAUUUAAGGAAGGGAAAGCACGGCCUGAUACUCAGGCUACUGUAGUCUUCCCACGUGAAUCUUGCAACUACGUAAUGGGGAAUCAACUGUUGGAUUAAUUUCUUUUUAUAGAGGAAUUAAGGAAGACGUGGAGCAGGAUACGACUAGGGAAGACGACGAGAUCGACGACGAUGAAUCCUUGUGCAGCUACCCUGAUUUUACU
This is a messenger RNA of Paramuricea clavata, 35975 nucleotides long. The record is from the annotation of a GenBank genome assembly. Lineage: Eukaryota; Metazoa; Cnidaria; Anthozoa; Malacalcyonacea; Plexauridae.